Lecanosticta acicola is the source of this 4936-nucleotide messenger RNA. The record is from the annotation of a GenBank genome assembly. NCBI's taxonomy places the organism in Eukaryota, Fungi, Ascomycota, Dothideomycetes, Mycosphaerellales, Mycosphaerellaceae.
AUGUCGCAUACGUACGAUGCCGGCACCAAGGCCUGGCAGCCAGAUACCACCGAGGGCUGGGUGGCCUCCGAGGUCACCAGCAAGACGGUCGAUGGGGACAAGGUGAAGCUUGUCUUCACCUUGGAGAAUGGCGAGGUACGCCUUUUGACGUGCAGCCUGAGACUGCACGAUGCUGAUCGGAACAGGAGAAAACGAUCGAAACGACCCUGGAAGAGCUGGGCAAAGAUGCCAUGAACUCGACCUUACCGCCUUUAAUGAACCCAGCAAUGCUCGAAGCCUCCGACGAUCUCACCAACCUAUCUCACCUAAACGAGCCUGCCGUAUUGCAGGCCAUCAAGUUACGCUAUGCUCAAAAGGAGAUAUACACCUACUCCGGCAUCGUCCUCAUCGCUACCAACCCCUUUGCGCGGGUCGAUUCUCUUUACGUGCCUGGAAUGGUUCAAGUAUAUGCUGGCAAGCAGCGAGCAUCACAGGCACCUCACUUGUUCGCCAUCGCUGAGGAGUCUUUCGCGGACAUGUUGCGGAACGAGAAGAACCAGACGAUUGUCGUCUCCGGAGAGUCAGGAGCUGGAAAGACUGUCAGCGCGAAGUACAUUAUGAGAUACUUCGCUACGAGAGAACCACCCGAUCAGCCAGGUGCUCGUAGCCGUGGCCGGACAGACACCAUGAGCGAGACUGAAGAGCAAAUUCUUGCCACGAAUCCCAUCAUGGAAGCCUUCGGUAACGCAAAGACCACCCGCAACGACAACUCCUCGCGUUUCGGAAAGUACAUCGAAAUCAUGUUCAACAAGCAGACAGACAUCAUCGGCGCCCGAAUACGAACGUACCUCCUCGAGCGGUCAAGGUUGGUAUUUCAGCCGCUUAAGGAGCGGAACUACCACAUCUUCUACCAGCUUGUGGCCGGCGCAAGCGAUGCAGAGCGGGAAGAGCUCGGUCUUAUCCCAGUAGAACACUUCGACUACCUCAACCAAGGUGGCUCCCCGCACAUUGAUGGCGUCGACGAUGCAAAGGACUUCGCAGACACACGUACCUCGCUUACUAGGCUUGGCGUGGCUCCCGAGGUACAGAGCAAUCUGUGGAAGAUACUGGCUGCGCUGCUGCACAUUGGCAAUAUUAAGAUUACUGCCACCAGAACAGAAUCGCAGCUGGCGGACGCGGAGCCUUCUCUUGCGAAAGCUUGCGAGCUCCUGGGUAUUGACGCGACGGAGUUUGCCAAGUGGACUGUCAAGAAGCAGCUCAUUACUCGCGGCGAGAAGAUCAUGUCGAACCUGACUGCGCAGCAAGCUACUGUGGUGAGGGACUCCGUUGCAAAGUACAUCUACUCCUCGCUCUUCGACUGGCUGGUGGAGACCAUGAACGCGUUUCUUGCCCCUCAAAAGGUCCUCGAGCAGGUGAGCUCCUUUAUUGGAGUCCUCGAUAUCUAUGGUUUCGAGCACUUCGCCAAGAACAGCUUUGAACAGUUCUGCAUCAACUACGCCAACGAAAAGCUGCAGCAAGAGUUCAACCAGCACGUGUUCAAGCUCGAGCAAGAAGAAUAUCUUCGAGAAGAGAUUGACUGGAAGUUCAUUGACUUCAGCGACAACCAGCCCUGCAUCGACUUGAUCGAGGGCAAGCUGGGCAUCCUUGCACUUUUGGAUGAAGAAAGCAGGUUGCCAAUGGGGUCUGACGAAAGUUUUGUGACGAAGCUUCACCACAACUUCUCGCAAGACAAGCACAAGUUUUACAAGAAACCACGAUUCGGCAAGAGCGCAUUCACGGUCUGCCAUUACGCCAUUGAUGUGACAUACGAAAGCGACGGGUUCAUUGAGAAGAACAGAGAUACGGUGCCGGACGAACACCUCGAAGUACUGAAGAACAGCUCAAAUCCCUUCCUCACUGAAGUGCUGGAAUCCAGCGCUGUGGUGCGAGAUCGUGACAAUGCAGCUGUCAAUCUCAAAGCUGCCAAUGGUGCACCGGGAAAGAGAAUGGGCGCGGCUGGAGCCAAGAAGCCGACUUUGGGUGGCAUCUUCAAGAGUUCCCUGAUCCAGUUGAUGGAUACGAUAAACUCCACAGAAGUGCAUUACAUCCGAUGUAUCAAGCCCAAUGAAGCCAAAGAAGCCUGGAAAUUCGAAGGACCGAUGGUUCUCAGUCAACUGAGAGCUUGUGGUGUCCUGGAAACAGUGCGAAUAAGCUGUGCGGGCUACCCAACGAGGUGGACAUACGAAGAGUUUGCACUUCGCUACUACAUGCUGAUUAAUUCCUCCCAAUGGACCACGGAGAUCAGACAAAUGGCAAACGCCAUCUUGAAGAAGGCCCUGGGCGAAAGUCAGCACGACAGGGCAGACAAAUACCAGCUCGGUCUGACCAAGAUCUUCUUCCGAGCCGGUAUGCUUGCUUUCCUGGAGAAUUUGCGAGCAAACCGUCUAAGUGAUGCGGCUAUCAUGAUCCAGAAGAACCUGCGUGCGAAAUACCACCGUCGCCGAUACUUGGAGGCGAUUGACAGCAUUCGUACUUUUCAGGCCCGAGCACGAGCAAUCAUGGCACGGAAACAGGCAGACGAGGCGCGCCGUCAACGGAGUGCUACAACCAUUCAGCGCGUAUGGAGAGGGCAGAAGGAGCGGAAGAAGUUCUUACAGCUCCGAAACAAUCUCAUCCGCUUUGAAGCGGCGGCCAAGAGCUGGCUGUGCCGAAAGAUGAUCCUGGACAAGAAGUUUUCCGACGCUGCACGCGUUAUUCAGAGGAACUGGAGAAGUCACAGACAGCUCAAGGGCUGGAGAGAUUAUCGCCGAAAAGUCACGCUCGUACAAAGCUUGUGGCGUGGUAAGAGCGCCAGAAAGACAUACAAGAAGCUCAGAGAGGAGGCGAGAGAUCUUAAGCAGAUCUCGUACAAGCUGGAAAACAAGGUCGUCGAACUCACACAGAAUUUGGGUACGAUGCGACAAGAAAAUAAGCAGCUCAAGGGUCAGGUCUCGAACUACGAAAGCCAGCUCAAGAGCUCACGAGAAAGGUACAACGCCUUGGAAGCCAGGACCAACGAGUUGCAAAGAGAAGCCAACCAGGCCGGUAUCACUUCUGCCAAGUUGGAGCAGAUGGAAGCAGACAUGUCACGCUUGCAGUCCAGCUACGACGAGAGCACUGCAAGCAUGCGUCGCCUGCAAGAAGAAGAAAAGAAUCUGCGGGAAAGCUUGCGGGUCACAUCGCAGGAGCUGGAGACAUCGAGGCAAGCCAAGACCGCCAGCGAGUCCGAGAAGCUUAGCCUCCGGCAACAGCUUGCAGAUCUUCAAGAUCAAUUGGAAUUGGCCAAGCGAGCAGCACCUGUCACAAAUGGAGAGCUUCCAAAUGGCGGUGCGGGUGGCGGACAACCCUCAGGCCUCAUCAACUUGGUGGCAUCGAAGAAGCCGAAGAGAAGAAGCGCUGGUCCCGAGCCAAUCCAGACCGAGAGAUUCAGCGGCACUUUCAAUCCGAGGCCUGUAUCGAUGGCCUUUGGUGCGACGGCUGGUGGGCACACGCAAAACCUAUCUGGCUCCACGUUUAAUCCUGGGCUGGAGAACGUGGAGAUGGAGUUGGAGAACCUGCUUGCAGACGAGGAGGGUCUCAAUGACGAGGUCACGAUGGGCUUGAUCCGAAAUCUGAAGAUUCCCGCGCCUGGUUCGAACCCACCCCCGACUGACAAGGAAGUUUUGUUCCCGGCUUACCUCAUCAACCUGGUGACCAGUGAAAUGUGGAACAACGGUUUCGUGAAAGAAUCAGAACGCUUCCUCGCCAAUGUCAUGCAGUCGAUCCAGCAAGAGGUCAUGCAGCAUGACGGCGACGAAGCCGUAAACCCAGGUGCUUUCUGGCUGUCGAACGUCCAUGAGAUGCUGUCGUUCGUUUUCUUGGCCGAAGACUGGUACGAAGCCCAGAAGACAGACAACUUCGAGUACGAUCGCCUGCUAGAAAUUGUGAAGCACGAUCUGGAGAGCUUGGAGUUCAACAUCUACCACACUUGGAUGAAGGUGCUCAAGAAGAAGCUUCACAAGAUGAUCGUACCUGCUAUCAUCGAGUCACAGUCGCUACCAGGCUUCGUCACAAACGAGAACAACCGUUUCCUUGGCAAGCUGCUGCAAUCUUCCAACCAACCAGCGUACAGCAUGGACAACCUUUUGAGCUUGCUCAACAAUGUCUUCAAGGCAAUGAAGGCAUUCUACCUCGAGGACAGCAUAAUCACACAGACCGUGACCGAGCUGCUUCGAUUGGUUGGUGUCACCGCCUUUAACGACCUCCUCAUGAGGAGAAACUUCUUGUCCUGGAAGCGUGGUCUUCAAAUUAACUACAAUAUCACCCGGAUUGAGGAGUGGUGUAAGAGCCAUGACAUGCCUGAGGGCACUUUGCAGCUGGAGCACUUGAUGCAAGCCACGAAGCUUCUGCAGUUGAAGAAGGCGACACUCAACGACAUCGAGAUUAUCCAGGAUAUUUGCUGGAUGUAAGUUUUACUUCUUUCUCAUUCAUUCGCAGGUACUGAUGUUUCUCCAGGCUCUCGCCAAAUCAAAUUCAGAAGUUGUUGAACCAAUACCUCGUUGCCGACUACGAACAACCCAUCAAUGGCGAAAUCAUGAAGGCAGUCGCCUCCCGUGUCACAGAUCCCAAAUCGGACGUUCUGCUGCUACAAGCAGUCGACAUGGAAGACUCUGGACCAUAUGAGAUCGCAGAGCCUCGGGUAAUUACUGCAUUGGAGACUUACACACCCAGUUGGCUCCAGACACCUCGACUAAAGCGCUUGGCCGAGAUUGUCUCUGCGCAAGCCGUGAUGCAACAACAGCUGGAUGCUAACGGCAUCCACAAGGUGGAAGAAGAGGGCUUGGACGUCAUGGAAGGCCAGUGGCCCGUACCGAAUGGCAACGGCAUGAACGGCCAUGCCGUGGGCCUGGGCGUGCAACAUGAUGGAGGCGAUGAUGGAGAGUAUUCGCCGAGGGGAUAG